This is a messenger RNA of Lachancea lanzarotensis, 4473 nucleotides long. It is a transcript of the gene REV3, whose product is annotated as LALA0S01e04192g1_1. The coding region runs from base 1 to 4473 and encodes 1490 amino acids. The record is from RefSeq and is a predicted model, not a curated record. NCBI's taxonomy places the organism in Eukaryota, Fungi, Ascomycota, Saccharomycetes, Saccharomycetales, Saccharomycetaceae. Gene Ontology annotation, biological process: double-strand break repair via homologous recombination; error-prone translesion synthesis. Gene Ontology annotation, molecular function: DNA binding; nucleotide binding; DNA-directed DNA polymerase activity. The transcript has a single exon. Gene Ontology annotation, cellular component: zeta DNA polymerase complex; nucleus.
AUGGGCAGUGCUACCACGUCAAGUGAUCCCUUCUCAGCUCUUUCCCAGGACUUGAUUCAUGUUCAGGUCAACACUUAUGACGCUUACCAUGAAUUUCCGGGCGAUUUUGAUCGAGACACCGGAUUAAGUUUACCAGACCGGAAAUUUGAUGCUGUGCCCGUAAUACGAGUGUUUGGAUCGUUACCAAGCGGCCACAACGUUCUGUGCCAUGUGCACGGAAUUUUUCCGUACAUUUUUGUACCGUAUGAUGGUCGAGAACAUGAUUCUUUGGGUGUGAUGCGAUCGCGAUGUGCUAGCUUUCAUCUCAAACUCGAAGAAAGACUUAGGGAAGUGUAUUCCCGGGGCAAGAAUGGUGAUGAUGAGAACGGUAAUGGUGGUGAAAACGCCAAGUCUUUGAAAUAUGUAGCAGACGUUUCCCUCGUCAAAGGUGUCGACUUCUAUGGUCACCAUUCUGGAUAUGCUGCGUUUUUCAAGAUCUCACUUCUGGCUCAGUCUUCAGUGGGGAAAAUAUCGGAUCUCUUGCGGGAUGGAAAGGCCACAGGCCGCAAGUGCAAAGUAUUUGAAGCCCAUAUACCCUAUUUGUUACAGUUUUCCACAGAUUACAGUAUCUUUGGGUGUUCAUGGCUUAGGUUGCACCGCUGUUACUUUCGAACGCCCGUCCUCAACCCGGAUUUUGCCCAAGACUCAUUGCUGAUGAACGAUGACCUCAAGAGGUUUCUGCUCAGGUUCCAUAACGGACCAACGACAGAAUCCGGAACAAAUGUUCCAAGAGUGGGCAACAGUCUUUUAGAGAUCGAUGUCGUUCCACAAUUCAUACAGAAUCGCGAGGAUAUCACGUACAGGGAUCUUCAUAAUUCACUCUUCGAAAAGUCUCUGGAUGAAAAGGAAGAAACACUAUUUAUUCCAUCUACUAAAGAGUUGUGGACUCAAACGUCCCAGUUGCGCAAAGAGUUUGGUCUCGAUGAUUUCCAGCCAGCAUCGGAAGGCAAAAGGCCCAGUUGUCUCCCGCAGUGGCAGAGUCAUGAUGAAAACUUGCUUUUCUUACAAAAGGCUAAAGAACGAAUGUCUCAUCGCAGCAAAUUGAAAAACCACCAAGUCAGCGCGAGUGCUGUAAGCAACUUAAACCUGCCUCAGACGUCUCUAAGUACUCUUUGGCCGUCGUUGGAUGGAAGCAGGUCUCAUGGAAUGAACGGGUCAUUUAUAAAUUCGAACGAGACACCUGUAGAGUUCGUCGUCUCCCGAAGUCCUUCACUGCUAAGCAGCGGUUCCUCCGUGGUGGAAUCCGAAACUGAUUUGAACGAUGGAGAACGCGCUUCCCCGGGGCAAGCACCCGAUAAACUUGAUGAAAUUUCUGAACCAGCCGCCAUUAGUAACCCGAAGGUCACACCGCUGUCUUUUGAUGAUAAUGUUCUGACUCAAGCGAUGGUGCAUAAACGGAAAAACUCCUGGGCUGCGCAAAAUUUGGAGAGACCCGUGAAAUUGCGUAAAAAGUUGGACCUUCAACGUUCAAUACAGGAGUUACCGGGAUCUUUCAAGUAUAAAGAAUUUGAUCUUGACCACGCUAGUAUCCUCACAAGUCUAGAAGACUUGGGCUGUCCCAAGAUUAAAUACAGAGACCCCUUCUUCGGAGAGCCCGAAGAUCUCAAGAAAAAAGAUCAUGUGUACUCAGGACGUAGAUUCCUGAUUCAAUCAACGCAUUUGACCUGCCGAAGGCCGAUUGACUUUGGCGGAGAAACAGUGCGCUUGGAAUCUGAUAAUUCUGUUGAAUCGGGUAAUGAUAUCUCCUGGAAGUACGCGAUGGAGCCGCCUGGAUACUCUGAAGUUCAAGAAUACACUUUGUCUCGAAAGCGCAAGUUUCGUUCUCAAAUCGAUUUCAAGACUUUAAGCAACGAAUUCGGCUACAAGUUCAAAAGUAACAAUUCUUUGAAGGGAUUGAGUACUGGAGAUCAUAACACUCUGUCUCACCUUACCCUCGAAACAUUUUCCAAAAGUAGAGACAUGUUACUGCCUGACCCCGCAAAUGAUCCUGUCGAGCUGAUAUUUUGGCAGAUAGAGCCAGGCUCUUUACCAAUUGACUUCGGAAUCUCUAGCGAUGGUGUUAUGGCAUUUUGCGCGGAUGAAGAUAACGCAUUUGCAGCUCGACUAGAAAGCGCUGCAAGACCAACACCUGUUGCCAUCUAUAAUUCAGAGGAGGAGAUGAUAAGCGGUUUAGUGGAUCUGGUACUUUUGCUUGAUCCUGAUAUUCUCUCUGGAUUUGAAGUGCACUCUAGUUCGUGGGGGUAUCUUAUAGACAGAUGUGAUCAGGCGUAUGACCGCGAUUUUUGUGAGGAGAUCUCAAGAGUUAAGCACAAGCACUUCAACAAAAGAAAAGACGUUUGGGGGUUUUCACACGAUUCGGGAAUUCACAUAGCUGGAAGGCAUGUGUUGAACUUGUGGCGUUUAUUGAGGUCUGGUCUAAAUCUCUUGAAGUACACUUUGGAGAAUAUAGCAUUUCAUGUGUUGCAUGAACGAUUAGCUCAUUUUCCGCCUGCGGAAUUGACCAAACUCUGGAAUGCCAACUUCGACAUGACAGGACUUACUACUUUGGUGUCAUACUGGAAGAAGAGAACGGAAGUUAAUAUCAGAUUACUCGAAAGCCAGCAAAUUAUUAACCAAACCGUGGAACAGGCGCGAUUGAUCGGUGUAGAUUUUUAUUCUGUUAUUUCCAGAGGCUCUCAAUACAAGGUCGAGUCUGUUUUGGUACGCCUUUGUAAGUCUGAACAUUUUCUUGUUUUGUCACCUAGUAAGGUCCAGGUGAGAAACCAAAAGGCUUUGGAAUGUAUCCCACUGGUCAUGGAACCUGAGUCAGCAUUUUAUAAAAGUCCGCUGGUUGUUUUGGAUUUCCAGUCACUGUAUCCAUCUAUUAUGAUAGGAUAUAACUACUGUUACUCCACGAUUCUGGGCAGAGUUCAAGAGUUGAAAGUUAAAGGAAGUGAAGUCGGCGCAACCAAGAUAAACAUUCCCAGAGGAUUUUUGCAAGAGGUAAAGGACUCUGUAACUGUUUCACCCAACGGUGUUCUGUUUGUUCGGGAGAAUGUGAGGAAAUCCAUGCUUGCUAAAAUGCUGGCUGACAUCUUGCACACUCGCUUCCUUGUCAAGAAGACAAUGAGCGACCUGAAAGCCAAAAAUGAGACAGUUUCCAAGUUGCUCAAUAACAAACAAAUAGCUCUGAAGUUGCUGGCCAACGUUACUUACGGUUAUACCUCUGCUUCAUUUUCCGGCAGGAUGCCGUGCUCAGAUGUUGCCGAUAGCAUCGUGCAAACCGGAAGGGAAACUUUACAAAAAGCUAUAACUUUAAUAGAAGAAAGAGCCGAAUGGGGUGCAAAGGUUGUUUACGGUGACACCGAUAGUUUAUUUGUUUACCUGCCGGGAAAGACUAAAGAGGAGUCUUUCAAAUAUGGCAAGCAAAUGGCUGCAGAAGUCACAGCCUGCAAUCCAUUCCCUGUCACUCUGAAAUUCGAAAAAGUGUACCACCCGUGUAUUCUGGUUAGCAAAAAGAGGUAUGUGGGAUAUUCUCUCGAGAAGGAAAACCAGAGAGAACCCAAAUUCGACGCCAAAGGUAUUGAAACUGUCAGAAGAGACGGGCACCAAGCGCAACAGAAAAUAGUAGAAAAAUCUCUGCGUAUUCUUUUCGAAUCUCAAGAUCUGUCUGCUGUCAAGGCUUACGUCCAGGACCAAUUCCAGAAAAUCACGAAGGGACAGGUUUCAGUCCAGGACUUCUGCUUUGCACGCGAGGUGAAGCUUGGGUCUUACAAAAGUGAUAAAACGGCACCUGCAGGUGCCGUGGUUGCGCAAAAGAAGACGCAUCUGGAUCGCAGGGCAGAACCCCAAUAUCGGGAGCGAGUUCCUUACGUGGUAAUAAAGGGUAGGCCUGGUCAGAUUCUGCGCGAGCGAUGCAUCCCACCAGAAGUGUUUCUUUCAAACGAGAAUUUCGAACUGGACUCGACCUAUUACAUCACCAAGACACUGAUUCCGCCCUUACAACGAUUUUUCAAUCUUAUGGGUGUUGACGUCACACGAUGGUACGUUGAAAUGCCUCAUUUCAAAGACAUGAGCUACAAACAGUUCAAAGAGGGCAAAAUGCCUGAUUUUAUGCGCUCCACGUUAUGUUUCAAUUGCAAAAAAGAGAUUAGAGAUAAAAGAAUCAACAAUCUUUUAUGUGCAGAGUGUUUGAUUCAAAAGCCACUCACCGUGACGGCUCUUUUGCAGGAGGAUAUGGCAGUUAAAAAGCAAUUGGGUACUAUUUUGACUGUUUGCAGAAGCUGCUGCGAACCGUUGACCAAAAAUUUACAGGAUGAUAUGUCAAAGAUCGUCACGAAGUGCGAUUCUCAGGAUUGUCCCGUGUACUAUUCCCGGAUCAAAUAUAAAGGAUACGUCAAUACUGAUAGAUCUCGACAACGCUUGAAACUGCUAUCAGAGCUGGACAAUUGGUGA